Messenger RNA from Oikopleura dioica, 336 nucleotides. The record is from the annotation of a GenBank genome assembly. Lineage: Eukaryota; Metazoa; Chordata; Appendicularia; Copelata; Oikopleuridae.
AUGAGAAGACAAGCGACGUUAUGCUCGAGAAAUUGCAGAACAGUUUCGCUCGCCGGCACGGGGGUUUUAUUGCUAAUAACUGGAGUUGUCGUCAAAAGUCUUAGUAAUAAAGGAAGAUACAGAGCCAGUGACGAUUCAAAAAUUUUCAACAUCAGCACUUCUACAUUUGGAACUGGAAUUUUGAGUAUCGGCGUCGUUUUCUUCGCAGCGGGAGUUUUGUAUCACUGCUUGUGUCAGGUCCAGGACUCAAUCGAGCGAAACAACCACGACGUUGUGGUGGCCGAAAGGAGCGCGACGAGCCUGAUUCGAACCCAAGUUACUGAAGUCGAAGCUUGA